Nycticebus coucang (slow loris) is the source of this 2410-nucleotide messenger RNA. It is a transcript of the gene SH2D1B, whose product is annotated as SH2 domain containing 1B. The record is from RefSeq and is a predicted model, not a curated record. NCBI's taxonomy places the organism in Eukaryota, Metazoa, Chordata, Mammalia, Primates, Lorisidae. Bases 87 to 485 code for a protein of 132 amino acids. The transcript has 4 exons.
ACUCCACUUCCCUCCUCAGAGCCCUUCCUUGGCUUGGAGCUGGAUUUCAGGCCAACAGGGCAGCCUGAGAUACUAGAGGGGUCUCCAUGGAUCUGCCUUAUUACCACGGCCCUCUGACCAAGCAAGAUUGUGAGAUCAUGCUGCUCAAGGAAGGGAUAGAUGGCAGCUUUCUGUUAAGAGACAGUGAGUCUAUACCAGGAGUCCUGUGCCUCUGUGUCUUGUUUAGAAAUUUAGUCUACACAUACCGAAUCUUCAAAGAGAAAUAUGGGUAUUACAAGAUACAGACUGUGGAAGGUUCUCGAAGACAAAUCUUUCCCAACCUAAAGGAAUUGGUCUCCAAAUUUGAAAAACCAAACCAAGGGAUGGUGUUUCCCCUCUUAAACCCUGUAAAGAGAAGCAACCCCUGCCUGAGAUGGAGAAGAUCAAAAUUAGAGUUGGGCGACAAUUACGAGAACGUUGAAGACUAUGUGGACCCCUUGCCUUGAAGAGCAGGAUGCUGAACACAAGUAAGAGAAGAAAUGGGGAAUAGCUCUCACUGGUGAGACCUGCCGCUGUAGGUCUGGAAUGCCAAACUCUAGCAGAUAAUUCGGACUCUCCUGGUCUAGGUAACUGAAGAUGCUCUGUCCACCAGCAUCAGAGACCACUGGGAGCAAUAUCAAGGCCCCUUUUUAUCCCCACUCUUUUUCUUGGAAUGGAACAGUCUGAAGCUAUUCUCCUCGUCAAAGGACUACCAUUACAUCAGAGCUGACACCUGCCCCUGCGCCAUCAGAGAGGCAGCUUCAUGCAGGGGAGAAGGCCCGAGGCUGUGACUUUGAAGCCCUGAGUUCUAGUCCUGUGUGACUUUGGACAAACCUCUUCCUUUCUUAAGCUCUCAGUUUCUUUGUCUAUAAAUAAAACAAGUGGUUGAGUGGGGUGAUGGCACUGCCCCAGAGUCUCUAUUGAGCCUGGCUGUGUCACGUGGCGUUGGGUAUCUGGAGUUGAUGGAGAUGUAGGUAGGAUCCGAAGGGGAUCAGGGUCUCAGCCUCCCAGAUGGCUAAGAAGUUAUCUGUAGCUGCUCCUACUGGUCUUGGUCACCGUGAGCACCUUGACCUGUCCAUGAACCCCUCUCCCUCCAGCCUGGGUCACUGUCCUUCUCCUUGCCCUGGACACACUGUCUCCCCAGUGCUGCCUCUGCCACCUGAGCAGCACGGGUGUGGCUCUGUGCAGGGAUACGUGGGGAGACUUGUAACACAUUCCUCUCUGCGGGGUUCCUAUUCCCAGCCAGGUCCUAGGUGUCAAAGCCUGGUUAGGUCUCCCUCAUGUCCCCCCAGUGUAGAGUUUUGUGCUGCGCAGAGCUGUGCCCGCUUUGUAGAAGGCUUGACUAGAAGCACAUUUCUGAAGGAUUCGUUAAACUGGUUUCUUAAGCCCCUUGAAUUUUUCUGCCUGUUCAGAAUGUUACUUAGGAUCUGGUUAGUUCAGAAUAUACCCGAUUUGACACCCUUUCCCUUACCUCUUUUCCAAACCUUACUGAUUUCUUUCACCCCACUGGUCUUAUCUUCAAAGUUAUUAAAGAGAGGAGCUCUGGUUCUGUAGAGAACAUAAACAGACAUUGUGGCUGGAGUCCAAGGUGUGAGCUGUUGUGACUUGGGGGUCGCAGCAAUCCAUGGCUAUCACUAUGUAGAGAAGUGGUGAAAUGCAGACAGGUCUAGAGAGCAGAGGGAGCCAAAUCCUGUUUGUUCAGCAGAGGACACCAGAAGCAAGCCUGCUUCCUGGGAUCCAACCCCAGUCUUUGGCUCUUUCUCCCUGGUACUGAGCAGUAUGUUCUGGUUCCCAGAACCUAUAGCAUUCCUCAGCACAGAAAAUGUAUUAAGGAAAUGUUUCUUGAAUAAAUGAAUGAAUCAGCUUAUAUAAAAUGUGGUCACUGAUUCUGAAUAGCAGAGCUUUGUCUGAACAGGAUACAGUUCAAAGUCUAGUAGAUCAAGACUAUUAGUUCAAGAUCUUUCGAUUAGAGCUCUCCUAGAAAGGUGUUUUGUUGUGGUGGCUGUAGUUUCCGGGCAUAAUCUUGGGCCCCAGUGGGCUUUCAGUACAUUUCUCAAACAAGCAAGCCACGUUUGAUAGCUAAUGUUGAUGUCAUUCUAUAAAUCCCUGACAUGUAUUUUUUAUUUUUAUUUUUAUUUUUUUGAGACAGAGUCUCACUCUGUCACUUUGGGUACAGUAUUGUGGCAACAUAGCUCACAGCAACCUCAAAUGCUUGGGCUUAAGUGAUCCUCUUGCCUCAGCCUCCUGAGUAGCUGGAACUAUGGGCACCUGCCACAACACCCAGCUAUUUAUAGAGACAGGGUCUUGCUUUUGCUCAGGCUGGUCUCAAACUCCUGAGCUCAAGAGAUCCACUGGCCCCAGCCUCCCAGAGGGCUAGGAUUACAGAUAUGAG